AUGGGCAAUUCUUACGCUGGACAGCUGAAGACAACUCGGUUUGAAGAGGUCUUGCACAACUCGAUCGAGGCCUCCCUGCGCUCCAACAACCUGGUGCCCAGGCCCAUCUUCUCCCAGCUGUACCUGGAAGCCGAGCAGCACCUUUCCUCUCUGGAAGGUGGUAGCCGAGUGGACAAUGAGGAAGAGGAAGAAGAAGGAGAAGGAGGGCUGGAGCCAAACAGUCUCCCAAAUCCUUACCAGCUGCACCCUCCCCCUGAAGGAUGCUGCACCACAGAUGGGUUCUGCCAGGCCGGGAAGGACCUGCGCCUCGUCUCCAUCUCCAACGAGCCCAUCGACGUCCCUGCCGGCUUCCUCCUCGUGGGGGCCAAGUCCCCCAGCCUGCCAGAUCAUCUCCUGGUGUGCGCUGUCGACAAGAGGUUCUUGCCAGAUGACAAUGGCCACAAUGCUCUUCUUGGUUUCUCUGGGAAUUGUGUUGGCUGUGGGAAGAAAGGCUUCUGUUACUUCACGGAAUUCUCCAAUCAUAUAAAUCUGAAACUGACCACCCAACCCAAGAAGCAGAAACACUUGAAGUAUUACCUGGUCCGUAAUGCACAAGGGACUCUAACCAAGGGACCUUUGAUUUGUUGGAAAGGCUCAGAGUUCAGAAGCCGGCAGCCCGCUGCCACCACGUGCUCCAGUUCCCUCUUCCCGCCGCCGGACAGCUCGGGGCCUCUGGCUGCCUUCCCCGGCGAGCCCGUGCCCGGGACGAACCCCGGUGUCCUGAUGGGAGCUCAGGCAGGGCCAGCCUCUGACCACCCCUCCCUAAGUGCAGCAGUGAGUCCAGCUGUUCUCAAUGGCAAAGAUUCCCCGAAGCACCAACAGCUGGUGAAGAAUGCCCUGUCGGCCCUGCCGCGGCCCUCUGCCUUAGGUAUCCUGUCGAACUCCGGGCCCCCCAAAAAGCGCCACAAAGGGUGGUCUCCAGAAUCCCCAUCAGCUACAGAUGGUGGCUACCCCCCGAGUGGCGGGAGCAGAACUAAGUACGAAGGCGCGGGCGUUUCCUGUGUGCCCCAGGUUGGCUUGGUGGGACCAGCUUCAGUGGUGGCCCCUGGAGAACCAGUGUCCGUUCCUGACAACUUGCUGAAAAUAUGCAAGGCCAAGCCGGUGAUAUUUAAAGGCCACGGGAACUUCCCUUACCUCUGUGGGAACCUGAGUGACGUUGUGGUCAGCCCCCUGCUGUACACGUGCUACCAGAAUUCCCAGUCCAUCUCCAGAGCGUACGAACAGUACGGCGCCUCUGCCAUUCAGCCCAUCUCAGAAGAGAUGCAGCUCCUGCUGACUGUCUACUAUCUCGUCCAGCUCGCGGCCGACCAGGUGCCGCUGAUGGAGGACCUGGAGCAGAUCUUCCUGCGCUCCUGGCGCGAGUCCCACCUGACCGAGAUCCGGCAGUACCAGCAGGCACCCCAGCCUUUCCCGGCCACGCCCAGCACCGCGGCGCCCGUGACCUCGGCGCAGCUGCCCUGGCUGGCCAGCCUGGCCGCCAGCUCCUGCAACGACAGCGUGCACGUCAUCGAGUGCGCCUACUCCCUGGCCGAGGGCCUCUCCGAGAUGUUCCGGCUGCUCAUCGAGGGCAAGCUGGCCAAGACCAACUACGUGGUCAUCAUCUGCGCCUGCCGCAAUGCCGCCAUCGACUCGUGCAUCGCCGUCACGGGAAAAUACCAAGCCCGGAUUCUUUCCGAGAGCCUUCUCACCCCGGCAGAGUACCAAAAAGAAGUCAAUUAUGAGCUGGUUACGGGGAAAGUGGACUCGUUGGGGGCCUUUUUUAGCACCCUCUGUCCAGAGGGUGACAUUGACAUUUUGCUGGACAAAUUUCAUCAGGAAAAUCAAGACCAUAUUUCUUCCUCCCUCACUGCCUCUGUCACUAAAGCAGCAUCCCUGGAUGUCAGUGGGGCACCGGUGUGCACAAGUUACCAUCUGGAGCCACAUGGCAUUCGGCCGUUCCAGUUGGCAGUGGCACAGAAGCUCCUCUCCCACGUGUGUUCCAUUGCGGACUCCAGCACUCAAAAUCUGGACUUGGGAUCCUUCGAGAAGGUGGACUUUCUCAUUUGCAUUCCACCCUCAGAAGUGACCUACCAGCAGACUCUAUUCCACGUCUGGCAUUCAGGGGUUUUGCUGGAGCUCGGCCUGGACAAGGAACAUAUGACCAGGCAGAGGGUAGAACAGCACGUUCUGAAGCUCGACACAGAGGCACAGACAAAAUUUAAGGCCUUUCUGCACAACUCCUUCCAGAAUCCACACACGCUUUUCGUCCUAAUCCACGACCAUGCCCACUGGGACCUUGUGAGUAGCACUGUUCAUAACCUCUAUUCUCAAAGCGACCCGUCUGUGGGAUGGGUGGACAGACUGCUCAACUGCAGGGAGGUGAAGGAGGCCCCCAACAUCGUGACGCUGCACGUGACGUCCUUCCCGUACGCGCUGCAGACGCAGCACACCCUCAUCAGCCCCUACAACGAGAUCCACUGGCCUGCCUCCUACAGCAGUGGAGUGGACUUAUAUCAGGAAAACAAGAAGUACUUCGGGCUGUCAGAGUUCAUUGAAUCCACUCUUUCAGGACACAGCCUUCCCUUGCUCAGAUACGACAGCUCCUUUGAGGCCAUGGUCACUGCGUUAGGAAAAAGGUUCCCCCGCCUGCACAGCGCGGUGAUCAGGACCUUUGUUCUCGUGCAGCACUACGCCGCCGCGCUGAUGGCCGUGAGCGGCCUCCCGCAGAUGAAGAACUACACGUCGGUGGAGACGCUGGAGAUCACGCAGAACCUGCUCAGCUCCCCGAAGCAGUGCCCCUGCGGCCACGGGCUGAUGGUGCUGCUGCGCGUGCCCUGCUCGCCGCUGGCCGCCGUGGCCUACGAGCGGCUGGCCCACGUCCGCGCGCGCCUGGCGCUGGAGGAGCACUUCGAGAUCAUCCUGGGCACCCCCAGCUCUGGCAUCACCGUGGGCAAGCACUUCGUGAAGCAGCUCAAGAUGUGGCAGAAGAUCGAGGACGCCGAGUGGAGACCUCAGACAUACUUGGAGUUGGAGGGCCUGCCCUGCAUCCUCAUCUUCAGUGGGAUGGACCCGCACGGGGAGUCCUUGCCGAGGUCUUUGCGCUACUGUGACCUGCGUUUGAUAAACUCCUCCUGCUUGGUGAGAACAGCCUUGGAGCAGGAGCUGGGCCUGGCUGCGUACUUUGUGAGCAGCGAGGUCCCCUUGGAGAAGGGGGCUGGGAACGAGGCCUUGGAGAGUGACGCGGAGAAGCUGAGCAGCACCGACAACGAGGACGAGGAGCUGGGGACGGAAGGCUCCACCUCGGAAAAGAGAAGUCCCGUGAAAAGGGAGCGAUCCUGUUCCCACGACUCCGCGUCCUCGUCCGUCUCCUCCAAGGCGUCCGGCUCAGCACUCCUCGGCGAGGCCUCGGCCCAGCCCACGGGGCCUCCCCAGGUGGAGCAGGCCAGGUCGCCCCAGCCCUGCGGCCCUUCAGAAGAGGGCAGGGCCCCUAGUGAGAAACAGAGGCCCCGAGCGGGUCAGGGGCCACCAUCAGUCGUCAGCAGGCACAGCCCCGGGCUGGCCCCCCAGCCUGACUGCGGCCUCAGGCCCGGCCAGAGGAGCGUCCAAGUGUUGGCCACCUCGUCGUCCUCCCAGCUGUCCUCCUCAGGCUCGUCCUCCUCGUCUGUGGCGCCUGCUGCAGGCAUGCUGGUCCUGCAGGCCUCCCAGUGCUCCAUGACCAAGGCCUGCCGGCAGCCACCUGUCGUCUUCCUGCCCAAGCUUGUGUACGACAUGGUCAUGUCCACCGACGGCAGCGGCCUGCCCAAGGCCGCCUCGCUCCUGCCCUCCCACUCGGUCAUGUGGGCCAGCUCCUUCCGCCCCCUGCUCAGCAAGACGAUGACAUCCACGGAGCAGUCCCUCUACUAUCGGCAGUGGACGGUGCCCCGGCCCAGCCACAUGGACUAUGGCAACCGGGCCGAGGGCCGUGUGGACGGCUUCCACCCUCGCAGGCUGCUGCUCAGCGGGCCCCCGCAGAUCGGGAAGACGGGCGCCUACCUGCAGUUCCUCAGCAUCCUGUCCAGGAUGCUCAUCCGGCUGACGGAAGUGGAUGUUUACGACGAGGAAGAGAUCAAUAUCAACAGAGGGAUGUCCCGGAAGCCGGAGGACCUUUACGUGCGGCGUCAGACGGCGCGGAUGAGGCUUUCCAAAUACGCGGCGUAUAACACGUACCACCACUGCGAGCAGUGCCACCAGUACAUGGGCUUCCACCCCCGCUACCAGCUCUACGAGUCCAGCCUGCACGCCUUUGCCUUCUCUUACUCCAUGCUGGGAGAGGAGGUGCAGCUCCACUUCAUCAUCCCCAAGUCCAAGGAGCACCACUUCGUCUUCAGCCAACCCGGGGGCCAGCUGGAGAGCAUGCGGCUGCCCCUCGUCACAGACAAGAGUCACGAGUACAUCAAGAGUCCGACAUUCACCCCCACAACUGGCCGUCACGAGCACGGACUCUUCAACCUGUACCACGCGAUGGACGGCGCCAGCCACCUGCACGUGCUGGUCGUGAAGGAGUACGAGAUGGCGAUCUACAAGAAAUACUGGCCCAACCACAUCAUGCUGGUGCUGCCCAGCGUCUUCAACAGCGCCGGCGUGGGCGCUGCCCACUUCCUCAUCAAGGAGCUGUCCUACCACAACCUGGAGCUUGAGCGCAACCGGCAGGAGGAGCUGGGGAUCAAGCCGCAGGACAUCUGGCCCUUCAUCGUGAUUUCGGACGACUCCUGCGUGAUGUGGAACGUGGUGGACAUCGACUGUGCCGGGGAGAGAAGCAGGGAGUUCUCCUGGUCGGAAAGGAACGUCUCUUUGAAGUACAUCAUGCAGCACAUCGAGGCCUCCCCCAACAUCACCCACUACGCCCUGAUCGGCCUGCGCAAGUGGUCCAGCAAGACCAGGGGCAGCCAGGUGCGGGAGCCCUUCUCCCGCUGCCACGUGCACGACUUCAUCAUCCUCAACGUGGACCUGACCCAGAACGUGCAGUACAACCAGAACCGGUUCAUGUGCGACGACGUGGACUUCAACCUGCGGGCGCACAGCGCCGGCCUCCUGCUCUGCCGGUUCAACCGCUUCAGCGUGAUGAAGAAGCAGAUAGCCGUGGGCGGGCACAGGUCCUUCCACAUCACGUCCAAGGUGUCCGAGAACUCUGCGGCGGUCGUGCCAGCCCAGUACAUCUGCGCCCCCGACAGCAAGCACACGUUCCUCGCAGCUCCCGCCCAGCUCCUGCUGGAGAAGUUCCUCCAGCACCACAGCCACCGCCUCUUCCCGCUCUCGCUGAAGAACCACGGCCACCCCGUGCUGUCCGUCGACUGUUACCUUAACCUGGGAUCUCAGAUUUCUGUUUGCUAUGUGAGCUCCAGGCCCCACUCUUUAAACAUCAGCUGCUCUGACUUGAUAUUUAGUGGGCUCCUGCUGUACCUCUGUGACUCUUUUGUGGGAGCUGGCUUUUUGAAAAAGUUUCAUUUUCUGAAAGGUGCCACCCUGUGCGUGAUCUGCCAGGACCGGAGCUCGCUCCGCCAGACGGUCGUCCGCCUGGAGCUUGAGGACGAGUGGCAGUUCCGGCUGCGAGAUGAGUUCCAGACGGCCAACGCCAGGGAAGAUCGGCCACUCUUUUUUCUGACCGGACGACACAUCUGA
This is a messenger RNA of Propithecus coquereli (Coquerel's sifaka), 5676 nucleotides long. RefSeq names its product growth regulation by estrogen in breast cancer 1 (gene GREB1). Bases 1 to 5676 code for a protein of 1891 amino acids. The record is from RefSeq and is a predicted model, not a curated record. The transcript has 31 exons. Gene Ontology annotation, biological process: multicellular organism development. Lineage: Eukaryota; Metazoa; Chordata; Mammalia; Primates; Indriidae.